AUGUUCCACGAGUGGGACCAGCUGGUUGUCAGGCUGGACGUGUGGCACUUCCUGCGACGGUUCGCGGCGGGUGUCACCACGGACAGUCACCAGCUGUACAGCCUCUUCACGGGCCGCCUCUCCUUCUGCGUCUUCGAGUGGGACGCCGAGGAUGUGGCCCGUCUACAGGAGGCCAGGCAGCCGGAGCUCGGGGAGGCACCGCGGUCCAGAGGCCGCUUGACUGACGCCGGGUAUUCCGGCAGACCCACGGCCAAGGAGCUGGCUCGGCACUGUCGGCGCCACACGCGUGGGGCCCAGGAGACCGAGCUGCUCGUCCAGGAGCUGCUGGAAGACUACAUGGAUGUGACGGACACCAUGGGCAUCAGCCUUCUGGACCGCGAGAAGAUGGAGGACAUCUGGCAGACCCAGAGGCGCCACCUCCACUGCAUUCUGGACCCUCCUGGUGUUCAGCUGUACAGGAGGGUGGGGCAGGUGACCGGGGGAGGGGUCGUCCUGCCUGUGUAUCGCUGCGCACGCGGUUCCACGUCCCUGGAGUUGUUCCACCUGCACCUGAACCGCUUCGUACCUGGUACAAGUGCGAGUGCCCUGCACUUCCAAGCGUACCUGCUUGAAGGGAUGGUGAGGUGGAACGAGGACCGUGCGGCAGCGGCAGUGGAGGGAAGCGAUCCUACUCAGGUUUGCUACAGCGGCCAGUUGCAGCACUGCGCCAACCAGCUGAGCCAGCAACUCCUUGGGCUCCAGCUGGCUGAGGAUUACACUAGGCCUGGAGAGUAUACAGGUGAGCUCAUCGGGGUGGAAUAUCUGUACUCUCAGACCGGCGUAGUGCUGCAGGAAGACCUCGGCAGGGAUCCAGACGUUCCAGAUGGGAUCAGCGAUGAGGACCUUCCAGAGCUGGAGGACGAGGGCUUCGAGGACGUGGACGUGGGAUUCGAUGAGUUUGCGGACCCCACUUGCUCCGAGCACAGUCUCGAACCACUGCCACCUCUCCAUCGCGCAGCGGUGGAACCUCGUACUCCAGCUGCCUCGUCGCGGACCCGGCCGGACCCGGCCGAGUCCUCGGCGUCCGGGAUGACCAAGGAGACUGUCCCUGACUGCCAGGUUGCUACCCAGACUCAGGCUUUGUGUGGGGAUGAGGAGGAUGAGAGCCUGGGACCUGAUGGUGUUCCAGGCUACCAUCACGUAGUAAACCUGGCCGACAGUCUGGUGGACCUGCGUCACCAGGCCUUUGUGACACAGCAGAGGGUAGACAGCAUCGUCGCUCUCUGGGACAAACUGCCAGAGAGUGACAAGGGCGGCGUUGCCUACCCACCACGUCACAGAGACCGACUUAUCAAGGGACGGUUUAAAAGCAGCUACUCUAAGACCUUUGUUGUAGCUGGAACAGAGAGUCGAGCGCUGCUUCCUUGGACAAGGCAGCGGGCCUACUCAGUGGCCCAGCGUCAGCUGCCUGGUGGAGGCCGUGUGCCUGGCGCUUUGUCAGACCGUCGCUGGCGUCAGGAUGAACAGGUGGGCUGCCGUCAUGAGGGACGUAGUCCUUGGCAGCCACGGCCUCAUGACCCGGACCCGUAUUCAACUUUUUGAGUUGAAUCAGCGGACACUGACCCAGUGGUGCAACGCCAAGAAGAAAAAGCAGGAACAGGAUGUUCUGCACCUGAGCAGUGGCCAGUCCAGCACUCCCAUGGUGGCCCUGGAACCUC
Messenger RNA from Electrophorus electricus (electric eel), 1697 nucleotides. RefSeq lists its product as uncharacterized. Lineage: Eukaryota; Metazoa; Chordata; Actinopteri; Gymnotiformes; Gymnotidae. The record is from RefSeq and is a predicted model, not a curated record.